Molecule: messenger RNA, 2170 nt
Organism: Pocillopora damicornis (cauliflower coral)
Lineage: Eukaryota; Metazoa; Cnidaria; Anthozoa; Scleractinia; Pocilloporidae
Source: RefSeq, a predicted model, not a curated record
UUAUUUUUGUGAUGAAGGAAAAUGAAAGUAUAGACUAAGUCAGUGUUCAGCUCCAGUUCAUAUAGGGAAUGUCCGUUACUUCCUUUAUCACUGUGAAAGUAGCAGAACUAAAACCGUUUUACAGAUUGUUUCACACAGUUGUCGCUUGAUGCAAGAAGAGGUUGGUCUGGCAAGGGUGAAAUGAGCUCCAAUACAUUGAUAGAGGUUUUUGGUCAGAUCGUAUAUCGCCUCACGCACAACGUAACAGAACACUACAACCCAGAAGAGCCUGAAUUCACGACAGAGUCUUUUGGCUACGACCCACUGCUAAGCACAGGUAGAGAAUGGAAUUAUGAACCUGUUGAUGAACUGAUAUACCAAGAGUACAGCGACAGAGAAGCCACAAACUCGAACUUUUUCGCAUAUAACAACAUUAAUGUCCAGGUUAGAAACGCUUUCUUACCAGAAGACAGUGAGGAGACAAGGGAACAGAACGGUAAAGAUGAAGAAAUGGCUCGGAAACGUCUUCGACCAUCCUUUGUACAGACAGUUUGUAAAUCGAUGUAUAUUGGAGCUUUGAUUUCUUUUCUUUCGGCUGUUUUCAUCGCCUUAUUUUACCUGUUGAUCUCUUUUGUAUGUUACAAAACUAUUCUCCACUGUCAAAACUACCCAAAAGAAUUGAUUCCGAUCCGUGUACAAUGGAUGAAAACUAUUUCUGAUGCGAUUUCGUCUUUUUUCUAUUACUUCUGGUUCUUUGGUAUCGCGUUAUUCCUUUUCCGUCCAUUUCAGUUGAAAGGAGUGAGGAAAACAUUGUUCUUGAUUUUGUUUGUCUCGUACUGUUUGGACGCGAGUUAUCGCCUUGUAUUGGUUAAGGUGGGAGUGUGGUAUUAUUUGGCACCAAAAGUCUACCAAACUCCACUUUAUUCGUUUUUCUUUCUAAGCGUUUGCUUACAGCUUUAUGUUUUGGGAAAACAAUUUCGUGCACGACCUAUAAAAAUGCUUCUUGUUCUGAUGUGUAAAAUGUUAUUGCCAUUUUGUUUACCUGUUGUUUUCGGUAUUUUCCUUUCUGAUGUUAUUUAUGGAAUAUACAUAACAAAACCCAUCGAAGGAAAGCUUCUAAUUGCUCUCUUUGCCCCUGUUGUUGCGGUGGUUUUGAAAAUUGUGUCACGACUUUGUGUUCAGCGAUUAAGGAACAUCACUCAUCCGGGAUACUCUUAUGUGUUAUUGGUGCCUCUGUAUUACGGCACAGCGGUUGUCUUGAGAGCUUUGCAAGCAGAUCUGGACGAUCUUCCAUACAUCGCCUUACUUGGAGUCAUUCACGGUGUUGCUGAGGUUGUGGAACGUAGUGUUAUGGUUGUUGUUGAUCACACUUGUACCGUGCUUUGGAAAAGAAAAUUGGCCCCCUGGGGAAGUUUCCGUACUCCUCGCCGCGAAAGACUUAUGGCUGAUAUCGCCAUUAUAAGCAUGUUGUAUGAAUCUACUGCUGUAAUAUCUGUUAACGGAUUGUUUUGCUUGUAUCAAUACGUCUACACAGAAAAUGACUCUAUCAUAAACUUGCUCAAGACAUUCGCAGUUCACACUUCAGUUCAACUGGUAAUUGAGUGGUUUUUUACCAGUGUGUCUCUGGCGAUCGAGACUCGUUAUCAGAAUAUGGCUGUCAUGGCUGUUUGGCGAAGGAGAUGGAAAAGACACAUUUUGGCAGCGCUUGUAAAUACAGUACCACUUGCUGUAUGGAAUAGUGUCUGUAUGUUAAUUAUUUUGCGCGCGUCUUACUCAAACAUAGGGUUUAAACAGCCUUGUAAAAUGCCAUUUUCUUAAGUGCCGACUAGAAAAAAUUUACAGAAAUUGUUAAUGAUCGCCUUGUUACACAUUUCUUUAGUGGGACCAAAAAGGACUGUCGCUAAUUCUUCUCAUAUAACAAGAGCAACAUUGAAGAGAAGGAAGAUAUUACACUCACACGAACGAAACUGAAAUGAAUCAGUAAAGUGAACUUUACUAAUUAAGUUUUUUAGUCGCUCAGUCGAUAGCUCAUUAGGAUUAAAUGAUCAAAAUGCAUGUGUGAGUGUGUAAAGUAGCAGGACCAAUAAAGGGAAUUCUCUCAUGGUUAAAAUUCUGGUGGCCAUUAACAUCGAGAAGAUUUUUUAUGUUAUUAGUUGGUGUAUUUUCAAAACCAAUAAAUCAGUAAAUCGUC